This is a messenger RNA of Galeopterus variegatus (Sunda flying lemur), 2790 nucleotides long. RefSeq names its product N-ethylmaleimide-sensitive factor (gene NSF). Gene Ontology annotation, cellular component: Golgi stack. The record is from RefSeq and is a predicted model, not a curated record. Bases 216 to 2435 code for a protein of 739 amino acids. Lineage: Eukaryota; Metazoa; Chordata; Mammalia; Dermoptera; Cynocephalidae. Gene Ontology annotation, molecular function: ATP hydrolysis activity; ATP binding. The transcript is spliced from 20 exons. Gene Ontology annotation, biological process: Golgi to plasma membrane protein transport; intra-Golgi vesicle-mediated transport; SNARE complex disassembly.
AGUCUCACAAAACACGUGAAAUAGGUAAGGAACAAUUUCUCAAAGAAAGGGUGUUUUGCUUUUUACCCCAGAGGAGGAGAUGCUGGGAGUCAAAACAGUAGAUGUUUAUUACAGCAUUUGUAGUGAUGAAGAAUAGACAAGGAGGCAUAAAAUAUUCUUUAAGGUAGUAAAACAUGACUUAAUUUUAUUUACCUAACCAUUGGUUCUCAUAGACUAUGCAAGCUGCAAGAUGUCCUACAGAUGAACUAUCUUUAACCAACUGUGCAGUUGUGAAUGAAAAGGAUUUCCAGUCUGGCCAGCAUGUGAUAGUGAGGACCUCACCCAAUCACAGGUACACAUUUACACUUAGGACCCAUCCAUCAGUGGUUCCAGGGAGCAUUGCAUUCAGCUUACCUCAGCGAAAAUGGGCUGGACUUUCUAUUGGACAAGAAAUAGAAGUCUCUUUAUACACAUUUGACAAAGCCAAACAAUGUAUUGGCACAAUGACCAUCGAGAUUGAUUUCCUGCAGAAAAAAAGCAUUGACUCCAACCCUUAUGACACUGACAAGAUGGCUGCAGAAUUUAUUCAACAGUUCAACAACCAGGCCUUCUCGGUGGGACAACAGCUUGUGUUUAGCUUCAAUGAAAAGCUUUUUGGCUUACUGGUGAAAGAUAUUGAAGCCAUGGAUCCUAGCAUCCUAAAGGGAGAGCCUGCAACAGGUAAAAGACAGAAGAUUGAAGUAGGACUGGUUGUUGGAAACAGUCAAGUUGCAUUUGAAAAAGCAGAAAAUUCAUCACUUAAUCUUAUUGGCAAAGCUAAAACCAAGGAAAAUCGCCAAUCUAUUAUCAAUCCUGACUGGAACUUUGAAAAAAUGGGAAUAGGAGGUCUAGACAAGGAAUUUUCAGAUAUUUUUCGACGAGCAUUUGCUUCCCGAGUAUUUCCUCCAGAGAUUGUGGAGCAGAUGGGUUGUAAACAUGUUAAAGGCAUCCUGUUGUAUGGACCCCCAGGUUGUGGUAAGACUCUCUUGGCUCGACAGAUCGGCAAGAUGUUGAAUGCAAGAGAGCCCAAAGUGGUCAAUGGGCCAGAAAUCCUUAACAAAUAUGUGGGAGAAUCAGAGGCGAACAUUCGUAAACUCUUUGCUGAUGCUGAAGAGGAGCAAAGGAGGCUUGGUGCUAACAGUGGUUUGCACAUCAUCAUCUUUGAUGAAAUCGAUGCCAUCUGCAAGCAGAGAGGGAGCAUGGCUGGUAGCACGGGAGUUCAUGACACUGUGGUCAACCAGUUGCUGUCCAAAAUUGAUGGGGUAGAGCAGCUGAACAACAUCCUAGUCAUUGGAAUGACCAAUAGACCAGAUCUGAUAGAUGAGGCUCUCCUUCGACCUGGAAGACUGGAAGUUAAAAUGGAGAUAGGCUUGCCAGAUGAGAAAGGUCGACUACAGAUUCUUCAUAUCCACACAGCAAGGAUGAGAGGGCAUCAGUUACUCUCUGCUGAUGUAGAUAUUAAAGAACUGGCUGUGGAGACCAAGAAUUUCAGCGGUGCUGAAUUGGAGGGUCUGGUGCGCGCAGCACAGUCCACUGCUAUGAACAGGCAUAUAAAGGCCAGUACUAAAGUGGAAGUGGACAUGGAGAAAGCAGAGAGCCUACAGGUGACAAGAGGAGACUUCCUUGCUUCUUUGGAGAAUGACAUCAAACCAGCAUUUGGCACAAACCAAGAGGAUUAUGCAAGUUACAUUAUGAAUGGUAUCAUCAAAUGGGGUGACCCAGUCACUCGAGUUCUAGAUGAUGGGGAACUGCUGGUUCAGCAGACUAAAAACAGUGACCGCACACCACUGGUUAGCGUCCUUCUGGAAGGCCCUCCUCAUAGUGGCAAGACUGCUUUAGCUGCACAGAUUGCAGAGGAAUCCAACUUCCCCUUCAUCAAGAUCUGUUCUCCUGAUAAGAUGAUUGGCUUUUCUGAGACAGCCAAGUGUCAGGCUAUGAAGAAGAUCUUUGAUGAUGCAUACAAGUCCCAGCUCAGCUGUGUGGUUGUGGAUGAUAUCGAGAGAUUGCUUGAUUAUGUCCCUAUUGGCCCUCGAUUUUCUAAUCUGGUAUUACAGGCUCUUCUUGUAUUACUGAAAAAGGCACCUCCUCAGGGCCGCAAGCUUCUUAUCAUUGGGACCACUAGCCGCAAAGAUGUCCUUCAGGAGAUGGAAAUGCUUAAUGCUUUCAGCACCACCAUCCAUGUGCCCAACAUUGCCACAGGAGAGCAGCUGUUGGAAGCUCUGGAGCUUUUGGGCAACUUCAAGGAUAAGGAACGUACCACAAUUGCACAGCAAGUCAAAGGGAAGAAGGUCUGGAUAGGCAUCAAGAAGUUACUAAUGUUGAUCGAGAUGUCUCUACAGAUGGAUCCUGAGUACCGUGUGAGAAAAUUUUUGGCCCUCUUAAGAGAAGAAGGAGCUAGCCCCCUAGACUUUGAGUGAAAAUGGACAGUUCGCAACACACAGUGACCAAGGGAAGUAACCAAGGUGAAGAUGGCCUGGAAUCUUCACUUGUCUUACUCAAGAUACUGGACUAAAUGAAAUGUUCUCUACCUUUACCACGUGCUCGCUGUGCAUGAUUAGUGCAAUAAAACUCCCCUCCAUAUGCUCAUUGAGAUACUCUAGUGUUUUGUGGAAGGUGGAAAUUUGUUUUAGAAUGCUGUGCUUACCUUUCCAUGCAAGCUAAAAUGAUUCCUUCUUACGCAGUCUCUCCGUAUGGGAGACAUACUGUACUUUGAACACUACAGGUUUUAAGCUCUCUACUACCACCCCCCCGCAAAAAAAAAAAAAAAAAAAA